Capsicum annuum is the source of this 984-nucleotide messenger RNA. RefSeq lists its product as uncharacterized. NCBI's taxonomy places the organism in Eukaryota, Viridiplantae, Streptophyta, Magnoliopsida, Solanales, Solanaceae. The record is from RefSeq and is a predicted model, not a curated record. The transcript is spliced from 2 exons. Bases 1 to 984 code for a protein of 327 amino acids.
AUGACAUGUGAUAGGGUCAUUUUAGGUAUUAUACCUCAUCUUAAAAAUGGAGAAGUUGUUGAUUUAUAUGUGACACAUUUGGUUGAUGAGGCUAAUAUGGUCCUAGCUAUUGAAUAUGACCCCCAUAUGGGAGGAGAAUCUUUUCCUACUACUUUUGAUAAAGAGUUAGGUCAAGACUUAGGAAAAUGUGAUAAUUUAGGGUUUGAAGAGGGCUUUGUAAAAGCUGCGGCACCUUAUAAACCUACUGUUAGUAAAAACCUGCGUGGUGAUUGUACUAUAGCUAGGGGUGAAGACCUAGAUGCUGGUGAUGACUUUUCUUCUAUUGGUAAGGAUUUAGGUAGUUGUGGUGAUGUUUUUGCUAUUGGUGAGGAAUUAGGUGAUGGUGGUGUUGCUACAUGGGGUGAGAACUUUGGUAGUGGUGGUAGUGAUUUUUUUGCUACUGGUGGGGACUUGGGUGAUAUUGGUGUUGAUGUUUCUACAAUUGGUGGGGACUUGGGUGAUGGUGGUGUUGUUGCUAGGGGUGAGAACUUAGGUAGUUGUGGUAGUGGUUUUUCUGCUACGUGUGGGUACUUUGGUGAUAAUGGUGUUGCUGUUAGGGGUGAGGACUUAGGUGGCACUGGUGGUAGUGCUAGGAGUGAUGAUUUGGGUGGUGUUAAUACUAUUUCUACAACUGGUGGAUCUUGGGCUGCAGCAGCAGCUGCUACUGGUACCACAAGCAAAGGGAGAGGAUCAACUGUAACAACUGCAGCAUUAUCUGCUACUGGUACUACUAGUAAAGGGAGAGAAUCAGUUGCAGCAAUUGUAGCAAUAACUUCUAUUGGUACUACUAGUAGAGGCAGAGGAUCAGCUGCAGCAACUGUUGCUACUAUAGGUAUUGGUGGAGCUAGUAGAGGUAGAGGAGUUAAUGCUGCAGUUGUUGGUGAAGUUGGUAGAGGCAGAGGAGUUAAUUCUGCAGUUGUUGAUGAAGCUGGUAGAGGCAGAUGA